AUUUCCUAUACCUGUCCAUCCUUCCCUCGAGUCGAGUACUCGGUAUAAUAACAACGUCCUUUUAUGGCAACUCGACUCAUCCUUGACUCAUACGUGUUCCAUGAACAGCGUUUCCGGACCUCGAAACUUGGCAUUAAACACUAUCAAGUCAAGCCUCGGACCCUUUGGCUCAACUACGUGAAGCUCAUGGUAGUUUCACAUGCGCUUUACCGAGACAGUCUUUUUUGCGAAAGAGAAAUCAGACCGUCCGGACCACCGUCGUUUGUUUCUUUGUCUUGUCUUGUUUCCUGUACCGUAUUUGUAUCACUCUACCCCGUUUCCUCUUUUCCCUUCUUGGACACGUCAAUUCAUUCGAUCCAUCUUCUUAUCCGUUCAGUCUUGAUUGGUUUCUCAAUUGUGUGUGUGUUUUUUUCCAAAACAUAUCAUUCACGGGAGCCUCCCUCAACCAUAAACAAGCCUCGAAAGCAGCUCAGUACUUAGCUUACUUUAUAUAAUACCCACAACUCGACUUCUUAUCGAUCGGGUUUGCCGCCGGCUUCGGAGACUCGCCCGAAAAUUUUCACCUGCCACAUACGGCUGAUCCUUCCAUUUUCACUGGGACUCACUCGUACAGAGUCUGCAUAGCCAGGACCAGCCUACCAGGGAACCUCAACAGUCAUAGGUACGACUCACACGCACGCGAUCUGGGAGUCACAGGGCCCUAUCGUUUAGCUCCACCCAAGGGAAGAUCGAAGCCAGCAAGGGACACACCACCAAGGCCCCAAGGGAGACAGACGCUUCACACUCUCAUCUCGGUAUUCGGCAUGUCGUCUAUCAGCCAGUUGAAAGGCCCUCAGAGGCUGUCUUGGACAACACGCCGCAUGGCCAUGCCCAACAAGUCUCAGCUUCGGCUGAGAACCCGCGGAUUGCCCUCGCGAGCACCAUCGGCCACUCACAAUCCAUCGUCACUGUCCCAAAAGAUCCAAACCUCCCCUUCCCGCCGGUCACUUCUGAACCUUGGGGUAGAUACGGGUCGUUCCCCAUCUGGCCGUCGGCCCUGCAGCGCGCUAAAUCCCGACCUGCACCGCUGCCCACCACCCCUCAUCCUCGCUGCUCCCGCUUACACCCAACCUGCGCGCUUGACUUCGGUGCCUGUCCCGACAUUUUCAUCUUCUUCCUAUCAUCCCAAAAACUUCGCGUUUGGACACCUGCGAGGACAAGCUGCAUCUCUGGUUUCUUGGCAAUCUCCCCGUCCAUUCAUUGCAAGGGCCCCGGGUUCCUACGAUUCGAUUUCCCAAAAUAGGUCCUUUGCAACCUCAGCCAUGGUCGCCAACAAGAUCGAUGGCACUGCCGUCGCCAAGAAGAUUCGGGAGUCCAUUGCCAGCGACAUUCUCGAGAAGCAAAAGGCGAACCCGAGGUUCCAGCCUCGCCUUACCAUCAUUCAAGUCGGUGACAGAUCGGACUCAAGCACCUAUGUGCGCAUGAAGCAGAAGGCCGCAAAGGAGGCAAAUGUCGAUUGUGAAUUGGUCAACUUCCCCGAGUCCAUCUCUGAGCCCGAGCUCUUGGAUCGCAUCUACCGCCUCAACGACGACCCUGCUGUUCACGGUAUCUUGGUUCAGCUCCCCAUCCCGAAGCACCUCGAUGAGUACGUCAUCACAUCUGCCGUUGCAGACGAAAAGGAUGUCGAUGGCUUCGGCACCAGGAACAUCGGCGAGCUUGCCAAGAAGGGUGGCCGCCCUUUCUUCAUCCCUUGCACUCCCAAGGGUGUGAUGGUUCUGUUGAAGGAGGCUGGAGUCGACGUGAAGGGCAAGAACGCUGUUGUCCUUGGACGCAGUGAUAUCGUUGGCAGCCCUGUCAGCUACCUGCUUCGCAACGCCGACGCGACUGUCACCGUGUGCCACUCCAAGAGCCAAGACUUGGAGGCACACCUCAAGGCGGCGGACAUUGUCAUUGCGGCCAUUGGCCAGCCCGGAUUCGUCAAGGGCGAGUGGCUCAAGCCUGGUGUUGUUGUGAUUGAUGUCGGUACCAACUACGUCCCCGAUGCCUCCAAGAAGUCUGGUCAGCGCCUCGUCGGAGACGUCGACUACGACUCCGCUGCCGAGGUUGCUUCCCACAUCACCCCUGUUCCGGGUGGUGUUGGUCCCAUGACCGUCGCCAUGCUUCUGUCCAACGUCGUCGAGUCUACAGUCAAGUCGUUUGAGAAGCAAAAACAGAGAAAGAUCUCUCCUCUGCCGCUGCACCUCAAGGAGCCUGUCCCCUCCGACAUUGAGGUCUCUAGAGCCCAGAACCCCAAGCAAAUCACUCGCCUGGCGAAGGAGGUCGGCAUUGCUUCUCACGAACUCGAGCCGUACGGAGCCUACAAGGCCAAGGUUGACUUGACCAUCCUGAAGCGUCUCGAGCACCGUCGCAAUGGCAAGUAUGUUGUCGUAACGGGUAUCACUCCCACGCCUCUUGGUGAGGGCAAGUCAACCACCACGAUGGGUAUCGCUCAAGCCCUUGGCGCCCACCUUGGCCGCGUUACAUUCGCCAACGUCCGCCAGCCUAGUCAGGGACCUACCUUUGGUAUCAAGGGUGGUGCCGCUGGUGGUGGUUACGCCCAGGUUAUUCCCAUGGACGAGUUCAACCUCCACUUGACUGGAGACAUCCACGCCAUCACUGCGGCAAACAACCUGCUCGCUGCUGCGAUUGAGACUCGCAUGUUCCACGAGAACACUCAGAAGGAUGGCCCUCUCUACAAGCGUCUUGUGCCCGCCAAGGGCGGCAAGAGAGUGUUCCCGCCAGUCUUCUUGCCCCGUCUCAAGAAGCUCGGCAUCGACAAGACGAACCCCGACGACCUUACCGCUGAUGAGAUUCGCCGUUUCGCUCGCCUCGACAUCGACCCCGAGACCAUCACCUGGAGACGCGUUCUGGAUGUCAACGAUCGCCACUUGCGUGGUAUUACCGUUGGCACUGCGCCGACUGAGAAGGGCCAGACCCGUGAGACUGGCUUCGACAUCUCUGUUGCCAGCGAGUGCAUGGCCAUUCUUGCUCUCAGCACUGACCUGGCUGAUAUGCGUAAGCGUCUGGGCAACAUGGUCAUUGCUAGCUCCAGAGCCGGUGACCCUGUCACCUGUGACGACAUCGGCGCUGGCGGCGCGCUCACUGCUCUUAUGAGAGACGCCCUGAAGCCCAACCUGAUGCAAACCUUGGAGGGAACUCCUGUGUUUGUGCACGCUGGUCCUUUUGCCAACAUCAGCGUUGGCAACAGCUCCAUUCUGGCUGACAAGAUGGCCUUGAAGAUUGUCGGUACCGAGCCUGAUGAGGACCACUCUGAGAAGGCCGGUUUCGCCAUCACUGAGGCUGGCUUUGACUUCACCAUGGGUGGUGAGCGUUUCUUCAACCUCAAGUGCCGUGCCUCCGGCCUUGUUCCUGACGUUGUUGUUAUCGUUGCGACCGUCCGUGCUCUCAAGGUUCACGGCGGCGGUCCCCCUAUCUCCCCUGGUGCGCCUCUCAAUGCUGUGUACAAGGAGGAGAAUGUCGACAUUCUUCGCGCUGGUUGCGUCAACUUGAAGAAGCACAUCGAGAAUGCUAAGCAGUACGGCAUUCCCGUUGUUGUUGCCAUUAACAAGUUCGUCACGGACACUGACGCUGAAAUCGCUGUCAUCCGUGAGGAGUCCAUCGCUGCCGGUGCCGAGGAUGCCAUCCUGUCCAACCACUGGGCCGAGGGUGGUAAGGGCGCCAUUGAGCUUGGCAAGGGUGUCAUCGCCGCCAGUGAGAAGCCCAAGGACUACAAGCUUCUGUACGACCUCGAGGGAACUGUUCAGCAGCGCAUCGAGGCCAUCGGUCAGAAGAUGUACGGCGCCGCUGCUGUUGAGUUCAGCGAGCUUGCUCAGAAGAAGGUUGAUACCUACACCAGGCAAGGCUUCGGAAACCUUCCCAUCUGCGUUGCCAAGACGCAGUACUCCCUGUCUCACGACCCUGAGCUGAAGGGUGCUCCUACUGGCUUCACCGUUCCCAUCAGGGACGUCAGACUGGCUGCUGGUGCAGGCUACGUCUACGCGCUCGCCGCAGAUAUCCAGACUAUCCCGGGUCUGCCCACUGCCCCUGGCUACUUGAACGUCGACGUCGACACCGAGACCGGUGAGAUUGACGGCUUGUUCUAAAUGCGUAGAGGGACCAUCUUACGUACGACAUUUUGAAUUUUGGGGGCGCUUAUAGAGAGAAUUGAUUUUCAUGGCGGGACGUGGGAAAAAAGGAAAGCGGCAUUCCAUUUAUUCAACAAAUGGCGCUGGGGGAUACGGAAAGAAAGACUAAAGAAAUAUGCAUCUGUUCAACAAUGAUACCUCCU
This is a messenger RNA of Colletotrichum scovillei, 4306 nucleotides long. RefSeq names its product formate-tetrahydrofolate ligase. The record is from RefSeq and is a predicted model, not a curated record. The coding region runs from base 804 to 4121 and encodes 1105 amino acids. NCBI's taxonomy places the organism in Eukaryota, Fungi, Ascomycota, Sordariomycetes, Glomerellales, Glomerellaceae. Gene Ontology annotation, molecular function: formate-tetrahydrofolate ligase activity; methylenetetrahydrofolate dehydrogenase (NADP+) activity; ATP binding. Gene Ontology annotation, cellular component: cytosol. The transcript has 5 exons. Gene Ontology annotation, biological process: tetrahydrofolate interconversion.